UAACAUGAAUUAAAAAAAUAUAUAUAUAUACUAUUCAAAAUAAAAUAGAAUUUAAAAAAUUAUAUGAAUUUCAUCGAAAUCUAUAAGUAUUAUGGGUAGCCCCGUUAGCUUUACGUGGAUAUCUUAUCUUCUAAUUUCCGGGGGCCCUUGCGGAUACACUUCGACCCCUAGGGAUCUUUUGUGUAGUUGCCCCCUUAGGAAAGACCCAUUAGCUACUCAAGAGCUUUUUUGACCAUUUCCAUGUGCCGGAUGACACAUGGAAAUGGUCAAAAAAAGCUCUUACGUGGAUAAAACGCAACUCUUUUACAUAAUUUAGAUUUGUCCCCAUUCACCCCAUUAUUGUUUGUUAUACUUUUUACAAACAACAAAAAUUGCAAAACACUUUAUCAAUUAAAUUGCUCAAUCUUGUUCUACAUUGUAACGCACCGACGAUUCAAGGAUGUCACAUUUUUUACACACCAGAUAUCUAUUCAACCAGAAAAAGGUCAUUUGGCAGCCUAGUUCAUUAAAUUUUGUGUGUUAUUCUAUCGCUGAACAUCACUGAAAGUGGUCGUUUUGAAAAAUGACGAAAUUCACGGGAAAUAUUGUUUUUAUUUACUGUUGUGUGGUGACCCUAGUGGUAGGGGUGUAUAUAGCCAAAGAAGAAUGUCCUCCAAACGAAGAGUACCUCCUCUGCGGCACCGCCUGUCCCUUCAACUGCUCCAACCCUGGGCCGGUACCUGUGACCUGUUCUGAUGACUGCAUCGAGGGAUGCUUCUGCAAGUCUGGCUUUCUGAGGAACGAUACUGGAGUGUGUGUUAAUGCUGAUGAGUGCAUUGGAGAAACCAACCCGAUCUGCUCAGCUAACGAGGAGUUCCUCGCUUGCGGCACAGCCUGCGCGCGCACCUGCACUGACCCUGAGCCCUUGAACUGUGGUCUAGCUUGCAGUAUGGGGUGCUUCUGCAAGUCAGGAUAUGUCAGGGAUCAGAAGACGAACAAAUGUGUCACGUUGGAUAAAUGCCCAGUUUCCCCUAUUGAACCAUGUCUAAAUGAGAAUGAAGUCUACGACCUGUGCCUAGCUAGCUGCGAGCCCUCAUGUGACAACCCUACCCCCAUCUGUAGUAAAAAGUGCACUGGAGGCUGCGUGUGCGCACCCGGUCUGCUCCGCGACGGUUUUGGGGACUGCGUCAGUGUGGACAAGUGUGGAAAUGGCACUAGCACUGAUGGGGCGCUCAAGCAGUAUAUGGAUAUUAUUAGUAAAAUUAUGACUUUGUCCAAACCGUAGAUAAUUUUUAAGAAAUUCAUAUACAUAUAACAUAAUAAAAUUAUGUAAAAUAAUGUUUCAUAUAAUUACUAUUACCGUCUUUUUGUAAAACGGACCCAUAGACGAACGUUACUAAUAUUCAUCUAAGACACUUAAAAGGGAAGAAAAUUAGAUUUAUAGGUUUUCCUGUUUUUCAAAUUUUGCAAAAAAAAACUCGUUUCAAAACAGCAAAACUUAUAAACUUAGAAAAUAUGGUGUUAAAGCGAUCGACAUCAAAAUCAAAGCGAUUAUUAUUUUUCUUAUUAUUUAUUAUGUAUCGUUAUUUAUGGAAUGGAAAGUUAAAUAUCAGCAUGGAAAUCCAUUUAAACCAAAAUUUAAUUGCUUAUCGUAAUAAGCGAUUUGUUAAGAUUUAGUUAGCGGAAACAUUUUCCUCCCGAAAUGGAAUUUCAUAGUAAAUUAUCGUCAUUUCGUUAGAUGCAAAAGCUAUUCUUCCCUCUUAACGCAAAUUAAAUGUCCCAUUCUUGGAGACAUAAUUAAGCUACCUCUAUAUCAGGUAUCUUAUUUAAUUUGAAGUACUUUCAUAAUAAGUAGAAAAUAUAGAAACCUGGAAAAGUUAAGUUAGCCUCCUAAGACCCAGCCAUACACAUGUAAAAUCCAAAAUUUGUCACUGAAAUUUUUACCUAGAGUGUAGGAAAUAGAGUUGAUUUUGCUUUGUUUGAAAACUGAAAGAAACAAAGCAAAUUCAAAUAUUCCAAUUGAAUAUGAUAUAAAUUUUAUCGAACUAAAGUCCUAUAGGUCGGACCUUGGGCAUUAGAAGGUUAGGUACAGUCACGUCUAAAAAUAUCGAUACGAACAAAGAGAGCCAAAAAUAUGAAUGCACGACCUUAUUGCCCGUAAUAAUAUAUUAAGGUAGUGUAUAAAUAUUUUUGGCACUUUAUCCGUAUCGAUAUUUUCAGACGCGACCGUACUAUAAUAUUAUAUUGCUUGUACGAUAAAUAGUUGAAGAAUGAAAAUAAAUACUCCAAAAACA
Molecule: messenger RNA, 2273 nt
Organism: Cydia pomonella (codling moth)
Lineage: Eukaryota; Metazoa; Arthropoda; Insecta; Lepidoptera; Tortricidae
Product: serine protease inhibitor swm-1-like
Exons: 4
Coding region: 563-1264 (233 amino acids)
Source: RefSeq, a predicted model, not a curated record